CGGACCCGGGCGCCGCCGACGCGGCGGCGGGCGGCGCGCCGACGUCGCCGGCCGGGGCGGAGGAGCACGACGCGGGAGCGGCGGGCGCUGCGGCCAGCCCCAUCGUGAACGUCGAGGAGGAGGAGGCGGCGGUGCCCGCGUCGCCCAGCUACACGCCGCACCAGGGAGGGGCCACGGGGGACGGCGCCGACGGCCUCGGUGCGGGCGAAGAGGACGCGGACCUCGAGCCCCAGUCCGCCCUCUUCGAGCCCACGGACGACGAGGACAUGGCCGAGGAGCCGACCUUCACGGCGUCGGAUGUGCCGUGACACGGCGCCAGCGGGCCUGGCGAGGGUGGCGCGCUUCGCCGCGCGCUGCUCGGGCGCGCGCGCAACCUCCUCCCCCUCCUCCUCCCCCUCCUCCCCCUCC
This is a messenger RNA of Prorocentrum cordatum, 408 nucleotides long. NCBI's taxonomy places the organism in Eukaryota, Dinophyceae, Prorocentrales, Prorocentraceae. The record is from the annotation of a GenBank genome assembly.